CAUAUUUAUACGCCUGAAAGCUUGCAUUGCAUUUAACUGACAUGGAUUUGAAAUGCAGACAAAUUUCCGACUUUCCAACUAUGCCUCCCCUUCCCCCUUCUAUUUUAGGGAACUGCGAAGACGGUUCUGAAAGUGUUGCUGGUGAAAACUACGCUGAUGUUAAUUGGGAGGAGCUUGGAUUUAGUCUAGUUCCCACAGAUUACAUGUAUGUCAUGAAAUGCGCAAAAGGAGAAAAGUUUUCACAAGGAUCCCUCAUUCGCUAUGGAAACAUAGAGAUUAGCCCUUCUGCUGGCAUCUUAAAUUAUGGACAGGGAAUCUUUGAGGGGCUAAAGGCAUAUAGGACUGAAGAUGGGCGCAUACAACUGUUUAGACCCGAAGAGAAUGCUCAACGCAUGAAGACAGGCGCAGACAGAUUGUGUAUGCCAUCACCAUCUAUUGAACAAUUUGUUGAUGCUGUAAAGCAGACAGUUCUUGCCAACAAACGUUGGGUACCUCCUCCAGGUAAAGGGUCACUAUAUAUGAGGCCACUGCUAAUGGGAACAGGAGCUUUGCUAGGUGUGGCACCAGCACCUGAGUACACUUUUCUUAUUUAUUGUUCUCCUGUUGGUUGCUACCACAAGGGUCUACUAAACAUAAAAGUGGAAGAUAGACUAUACCGAGCAAUAUCAGGCUGUGGCGGAACCGGAGGGAUCAAGAGUGUCACCAACUAUGCACCUGUUUAUACUGCAAUCACUGAAGCAAAGGCCAAUGGAUUCUCCGAUGUGUUGUUCUUGGACUCGGCAACUGGAAAAUACAUAGAGGAGGCCUCUGCAUGCAACGUAUUUGUUGUGAAGGACAACGUCAUCUUCACUCCUGAAAUAGAUGGAACCAUCCUGCCUGGGAUCACACGAAAAUCCAUCAUUGAAAUUGCCACUGAUUUGGGUUAUCAGGUCAAGGAACGUGCCGUAUCAGUGGAGGAAAUGCUAAGUGCUGAUGAAAUGUUCUGCACAGGAACUGCAGUGGUUGUGAACUCUGUUGCAUCUGUAACCUAUAAGAAAACAAGAGCGGAAUACAAAACGGGACCAGAAACUGUGUCUGAAAAACUACGCAAAACACUGGUUAGAAUUCAAACAGGGUGCGUUGAGGACAAAAAGUCAUGGACAGUCCAAAUUGAUUGAGCAAUGAGUACGGCC
This is a messenger RNA of Abrus precatorius (Indian licorice), 1172 nucleotides long. Its product is annotated as branched-chain-amino-acid aminotransferase 6-like. Bases 42 to 1157 code for a protein of 371 amino acids. NCBI's taxonomy places the organism in Eukaryota, Viridiplantae, Streptophyta, Magnoliopsida, Fabales, Fabaceae. Gene Ontology annotation, biological process: branched-chain amino acid metabolic process. The record is from RefSeq and is a predicted model, not a curated record. The transcript has 9 exons. Gene Ontology annotation, molecular function: branched-chain-amino-acid:2-oxoglutarate transaminase activity.